Molecule: messenger RNA, 976 nt
Organism: Solanum dulcamara
Lineage: Eukaryota; Viridiplantae; Streptophyta; Magnoliopsida; Solanales; Solanaceae
Product: RING-H2 finger protein ATL80-like
Exons: 2
Coding region: 67-609 (180 amino acids)
Source: RefSeq, a predicted model, not a curated record
CUUCCUCAAUUAAUUAUCUAUCCUCCUCUCCGUUAUUAUAUGUCUAAUUCCUCUUUAUAAUUAAUUAUGUCGCGUCCCGUACUUAGAUUUCUGUUAAGCACCGCCUCAUCUUCCGCACCGCCGGCCAAAUCCACCACGGCGGAUCCUCCGUCGCUUGCGUCGGUGGAGCCCGACUACGUCAUUAUCAUAGCAGCCCUGCUCUGUGCACUGAUAUGUAUCAUCGGACUGAUCUCGGUAGCUCGGUGCGCUUGGCUCCGACGCGCCGGAGGAGCUACCGGAGGUCAGUCGGCGCAGGCGAACAAAGGAGUAAAGAAGAAAGUGUUGCAGUCGCUGCCGAAGUUCAGAUUUGACCCUUCUUCAACUAGUACUGACUCGGAGGAGGAGUGCGCCAUAUGUCUGGCGGAGUACACCAGAGGAGAUGAGAUUAAGGUUUUGCCUCAGUGUGGCCAUGGGUUUCAUGUUCAGUGUAUUGACACGUGGCUUGGUUCACACUCGUCAUGCCCAUCUUGCCGUCAGAUUCUCCAAACUGGUCGGUGCCAGAGGUGCGGCGAAUUCUCAGGCAAUUCCAACUCCGGUGCUCAAAUUCAGGGACGGAACUGCCCUACCUAAAAGAGUUCAAAUUCCAAUUGUUUUUUGCUCCGUCAGGAAAUUAUAUGGCACGCAAAUAAUAGGGUUCAAGAAUGGUCCCCAGCUGAGGCUCGUGAAUUUACAAAUUUGUCUAGAAGCUAAAACAAGAGAGAGAGGAUAAGUAUGAAGCUUUCUUCUUCUUCUUCUUAUGGAAAACAAGAGAAAGAAACUCACUAAAGGGUAACAAAUAUUUAUAAUAGUUGUAUUUAUUUUUUCUUAAAAAAAAAACAAUAACUGUUUUCCUCUUUUCUAAAGUUGAAGUUUAAUAGAUUUAAGUUUUACAGUAUGUUGUAACUUUGUUUUGUAAAUUAUGUAGUAUAGCCACUUUUAACUUUCAAGUAGUAGUAUU